Messenger RNA from Macaca mulatta (Rhesus monkey), 1171 nucleotides. RefSeq names its product ALG5 dolichyl-phosphate beta-glucosyltransferase (gene ALG5). Lineage: Eukaryota; Metazoa; Chordata; Mammalia; Primates; Cercopithecidae. The record is from RefSeq and is marked provisional. Gene Ontology annotation, biological process: protein N-linked glycosylation. Gene Ontology annotation, cellular component: endoplasmic reticulum membrane.
GGGCGGGCGGCUCCGGCAUGGAGGAUGGCUCCGCUUCUGCUGCAGCUGGCGGUACUCGGCGCGGCGCUGGCGGCCGCAGCCCUCGUACUGAUUUCCGUCGUUGCAUUUAUAACUGCUACAAAAAUGCCAGCACUCCAUCGACAUGAAGAAGAGAAGUUCUUCUUAAAUGCCAAAGGCCAGAAAGAAACUUUACCCAGCAUAUGGGACUUACCUACCAAACAACUUUCUGUCGUUGUGCCUUCAUACAAUGAAGAAAAACGGUUGCCUGUGAUGAUGGAUGAAGCUCUGAGCUAUCUAGAGAAGAGACAGAAACGAGAUCCUGCGUUCACUUAUGAAGUGAUAGUAGUUGAUGACGGCAGUAAAGAUAAGACCUCAAAGGUAGCUUUUAAAUAUUGCCAGAAAUAUGGAAGUGACAAAGUACGUGUGAUAACUCUGGUGAAGAAUCGUGGGAAAGGUGGAGCGAUUAGAAUGGGUAUAUUCAGUUCUCGAGGAGAAAAGAUCCUUAUGGCAGAUGCUGAUGGAGCCACAAAGUUUCCAGAUGUUGAGAAAUUAGAAAAGGGACUAAAUGACCUACAGCCUUGGCCUAAUCAAAUGGCUAUAGCAUGUGGAUCUCGAGCUCAUUUGGAAAAAGAAUCAAUUGCUCAGCGUUCUUACUUCCGUACUCUUCUCAUGUAUGGGUUCCACUUUCUGGUGUGGUUCCUUUGUGUCAAAGGAAUCAGGGACACACAGUGUGGGUUCAAAUUAUUUACUCGAGAAGCAGCUUCGCAGACGUUUUCAUCGCUACACGUUGAACGAUGGGCAUUUGAUGUAGAACUACUGUACAUAGCACAGUGCUUUAAAAUUCCAAUAGCAGAAAUUGCUGUCAACUGGACAGAAAUUGAAGGUUCUAAAUUAGUUCCAUUUUGGAGCUGGCUACAAAUGGGCAAAGACCUACUUUUUAUACGACUUCGAUAUAUGACUGGUGCCUGGAGGCUUGAGCAAACUCGGAAAAUGAAUUAGGUUGUUUGCAGUCUUCAGUUGUGUUCAUAUGCGUCAGUGUCACAUUUCAUUUCAUUUGAAACUAAAAUUUUAAGUAAAGCUGGAAUCAACUUCCUGUCAUUGUCUGCCUUUUGAUAAUUUUAAAGAAGUAACUUCCCGUAAGUAAAAAAUUGUAUAUCUCUUUGGAUAUAAA